Molecule: messenger RNA, 538 nt
Organism: Indicator indicator
Lineage: Eukaryota; Metazoa; Chordata; Aves; Piciformes; Indicatoridae
Gene: TRAPPC2L
Product: trafficking protein particle complex subunit 2L
Exons: 5
Coding region: 1-459 (152 amino acids)
Biological process (GO): endoplasmic reticulum to Golgi vesicle-mediated transport
Cellular component (GO): cytoplasm; TRAPP complex; nucleus
Source: RefSeq, a predicted model, not a curated record
AUGGCGGUGUGCAUCGCAGUGAUCGCUAAGGAGAACUAUCCCCUCUACAUCCGGAGCGUCCCCACUGAGAACGAGCUGAAGUUCCACUACACUGUGCACACCUCCCUUGAUGUCGUGGAUGAGAAGAUCUCUGCCAUGGGCAAAGCUCUGGUAGAUCAGAGGGAACUCUACCUGGGGCUCCUCUACCCCACUGAAGAUUACAAGGUCUAUGGCUACGUGACAAACUCCAAGGUGAAGUUCGUUAUGGUGGUGGAUUCCUCCAACACAGCGCUUCGAGACAAUGAGAUCCGCAGCAUGUUCCGAAAGCUGCAUAAUUCGUACACAGACAUCAUGUGUAACCCUUUCUACAACCCUGGGGACCGCAUCCAAACUGUCUGCUUCCUUCAAUCCACUGUGUUUGUUUCCUUCUCCAGGGCUUUUGAUAACAUGGUGAACUCCAUGAUGAUGCAGGUGUGCUGAAGCUCUGCAUCUGCCCUUCUGAGCCCUGAGAACAUCCUCCCUGUACAGGAGCCUGCCUACAAAGUGAUGUAAAUAUUGU